AUGUCCCCCUCGCCGUCAAAGACCCUCUCGCUCCACUGCGACCUGACCACUCUCUCGCCUUUACCCUCCGAAGUCAUCUCCCUCAUCUACGCCUACUGUCUCGCCCGAAACCCCCUCGAAAGUCGAAGCCAGUUCCUCAAUCUCCUCGUUCUCUCCAAGAAAGUCUAUUCAGAGAAUGCUUGGAGGCUGUAUGAAGCUGUCGAGCUGAAUAAUCAGAAUCACAAGGCGUUUUUUGACGGAUUAUGGAGCCGCGGGGAGAUUCACGUUUGUCAGAACCCGUGUCCUCCUUACCUCCGGUGCGAGGCUUCUGCAAAAGCCCUCGCACGAGAAAUCGAGGGAUACUCUCAUCCUAAACGACAGUUGAAACGACCAUCCCACAUCCCGUCCAAGAUUUCAUACGAGUACGAAUCCUACAUCCCCUUCCAUCUCCAUCCCGCCAUUCGAAAACUCCUCCUCAUACGCCAAUGUCGCAGGCUCUACAUCGAUAGCUGGCGGGCCUUCGUCGGACUUGAAAAAAGAAACGAAUCGGUCCGGGACGCCGUCAAUGCGUGGCCUCCGGGACACGACAUCCGUCAUGCCGAGCCUUCCGACUAUGCCUGGAUCUCAGAUUCCCUCUUUUUCUCCGUCACCCAUCUCUCUUUCGGAGAGACUGUCUCAUUGGUUGCUCCCGAGAUAUCUUCGGUCAAGUACAAGUUCUUCGGGCCGGCGCUCAAGCAUGUCUGCCUGAGCUUCAACGACACAUUCUACGAUUUGGAAGCCGUUUACAAGGAGGCAGCCCAGUCGGGGAGGCUAUAUGAGUUCAAGGAAAGACAGUCAAGGGAGAGCAUCACAGAGCUGCUUCAAGAGCGACUAUCUUUUGCGCUUAGGUUCUGGGUGGAUGAGAAGACGUCCUUGACGCUACACAACGCGUGGCCCGACGAUAUUGACCCUGGGCUGGCUGAUACGAUGAUCUAUGAAUUGCCGAGGAGUACCAAGAAUGGUGACGGUGACUGGUGGAGGCAGAUCGCGAUGACGACUUCAGAGAUGAAGGCUUACAGGUCAGAGUUGGAAAAGCGGAUGAAAGAUGACAGAUGGGGAGCCGAUGCCUGGCGACCCACGAUGAAACCUUGGAAGAUCCGAUUCACCAAUAUGGCGCCCAUCCCACCCAAUACCGACAUCAUUUCGGCCGUCCUCGGUGAUUAUCCUCUCGGUCAAGAUGAACGUUUUGAUGGGUUGUUCAAAAAGUGGUGGGAAGAAGUCGUCUGCUUUGAGGGACCAGUGAAGUGCGAUUGCUGCGAGAUCUUCAAAAAGAAACACCCAAAAGUAGGCGUCCUUGCGUCUAAUGAAAGGAAGACAUUCUGA
Messenger RNA from Cryptococcus wingfieldii CBS 7118, 1341 nucleotides. RefSeq lists its product as hypothetical. Lineage: Eukaryota; Fungi; Basidiomycota; Tremellomycetes; Tremellales; Cryptococcaceae. The record is from RefSeq and is a predicted model, not a curated record. Bases 1 to 1341 code for a protein of 446 amino acids. The transcript is spliced from 2 exons.